AUGGAUGUUAAUGAGAAUGGGCAGACGUUUAUUGAUGUUACGGAGGGAGAAGUGUGGUUUUUUCCUAAGGGCGUUCCUCAUUCAAUUCAAGCCCUAGAUGGGAUGUUGAGUUUCUGCUUGUUUUUAUCACGGAAAGAAGUCCUCACCAAAGACCUAGGCAUCCCCAUCUUCUCCCUGGACAACAUCUCCCAAGACAAAUUAUACAUCUUCCCCGGCACCCCCGCCCCCUCAAACAUCUCCGAACAAAACGUAAUCACCCUCGCCGGCCUCAUCCCCCUCUCCCAAAGCUACACCUACCACCUCUCCCAACAACCCGCACGCCGCAUCGCCGGCAGCUCCAUCAAAAUCAUCGACCCCGCAGCCUUCCCUAUCGCCUCCAAUUUCUCCACCGCAAUCGUCAUCGUGAACCCGGCGGCAUGCGGCCGCGCGACGCUUUUCGGGCCGCCCUUGACAGCAACCACAUUCAAUUAUAUGACCGGUGACGUGGGUUACUUCCCGCAGUCGAAUAGCCACUAUAUCGAGAAUACAGGAAACGAGAAGUUGGUGUUUUUGGAAGUGCUGCAGGCGGAUGUUUUUACGGAUAUUGCAUUAGGGCAGUGGAUUGCGAGUACACCGAGGGAUAUUGUGAAGAAAAAGUUGGGGUUGAGUGAUGGGAUGUUGGGGAUGUUGAAGAUAGAGAAGCAGUAUGUUGUUGCUGGGACUGAGAAAGGAUGUAAUUUUUGA
Messenger RNA from Aspergillus ruber CBS 135680, 723 nucleotides. RefSeq names its product RmlC-like cupin. Bases 1 to 723 code for a protein of 240 amino acids. NCBI's taxonomy places the organism in Eukaryota, Fungi, Ascomycota, Eurotiomycetes, Eurotiales, Aspergillaceae. The record is from RefSeq and is a predicted model, not a curated record. The transcript is spliced from 4 exons.